This is a messenger RNA of Actinia tenebrosa (Australian red waratah sea anemone), 1628 nucleotides long. RefSeq names its product protein brambleberry. The record is from RefSeq and is a predicted model, not a curated record. Lineage: Eukaryota; Metazoa; Cnidaria; Anthozoa; Actiniaria; Actiniidae.
UCGCUGUCCGUUUAAUGAAGGGUGACCGCUUAAUAGAUAUAUUAAUUUAUGAGUAAUAACUUGAACUAUUACUUUCAUAGCUACACCAUGAAUCGUCUUCAUGUGAUUCUGUUGCUUGUCUUGUCCUGUGCAUGUUCGACUCAUGGCUGGUCUCUCUGGCCCUUCUCAAGUGACGAGGCAAACGAAGGCGACAGUGAUAAUGGCGCGCAUUUGGUUAGGAGUCCUGUACCUUUUGAAAUGACUGGCGCCGAGGAAAGAUUUUUAGCAGAAGCGAAGAAAUACAUGGGAGACUUGAAACCCCUUGACUCUUGCCAUCAGAUUGUAAUCAACAGAAUCAAAAAAUCCUGUAGUGACAUCAACGAGGAAGAACUCGGUAAACUUGGCGUCCAGCUACUGAACUGUCAAUCAUUAGCAGAAAAUCGGCCAACGUACAAAUGYACCGACGAAAUGGCUCUCGCGCAGUGUACCUCGGGAAUGGACGUAGCCACAUGGAACAGCUACCACAUCAUCAGUAACAGAGCGCGGUCAGUUUGCUAUGCCACCAGGCAGCAACAGUUCCGCCUCAAGACUGAGUACACUGUUAAUAAACUAGGAAAACAAACUGGGCAGACGGAGCUUGCAGAUCUKGCCACGCAGACAGUCGACAAGGUCACCGCUGGACAGGGAAAGCUACUAGAACAGCAGCACAAGCUCCAGUCAUCACACGAAGCUGCUCAACGUGCAAUGUCCAGUGGAUUGAAAAGUAAUAUCGAUGCUUUGACUCAAGAGAAAAGGCUAAUCGAAGAAGGUCGUAAACAUCUGACUGACAUGACAGAGAAGAUUAACAGGAAACUUGAAUCUGCGACAUCAGAGAUGGCCAAACAAGAAGCAGGGCGCAAACAAAGUCACAGUGAGAUUCUUCUCGAUCUGACAGACAUUAAAGGGAAAGCACAAGACGUGUGGAACAAGAUAGAUGAAGGGACUCUCCAGAUGAUGGACUUUCAUCAGAACUCRACAGAGCACUACAAUAACACCUUGGAAAAUCUGAAAAAGAUGAACCAAACUAUUUGCUACUUAUUAGAGGCCAUCGAUUCCAUGCAAUCCAAGCUCGAUAAUCGCAUCACGUGGCUUUCUGAUCAAUUCGGAGGAACURACAACAAGAUUGCCACUUUAGUGACAUGCCURAUGCAUGCUGGCUACUUCUUUGUUGCUACGUUUAGUAUCCUCUUUCUACAAGCACCACUGUUUACAAGGCUGGUUCUUCUCGUGAUGGUCCCAGUGAAUGCCUGGUCUGAGAUCAAACUUGGUUCUAGUUUGUCAUUCUCCGCGCUGUCGAUAUUACUGUUUGUUGUCUUCAUAGGCAAUGGGCUCUAUUUUUACCUUAAACAACGGUUUGGAAACAACAAGCAAAUGAAAAUGAAUUCCUUAGAAUAUGAAUCUCCCUACGCAAUUGGAAGCCCUGGUUCUUACAAGACUACAUGUGAUGGGUCUUCUUGCAGUUUUGAGUCCUUCUCGAGUUCCUUAAACUCGACUAUUCUACCCAAAACACCAAGCCGAUCUCUGAGCGCAGAAGUCAAAAGACAACUUGACAUGUCUUCUAUACCUGAUCUCACGUCUACCCCAAACCGCAGCCUGUCCUCGACUUUAAG